CACCCGAAGCCGAAGGCGUUUCUCUCUGCAUCAAUUUGAGAAGAGUAAUGGAGGAGGAAGAGGAAGAGCAGCAAAACUGGGAGCGAAAGCAGCAGAGGAAAAGCUCCGUAGUGAUAAAGAUACCAUCUUAUCAGGAAGUCAUUGAGAGCUCACAGUCGAAGUCAACCCCGCCAUCUCUCUUCAACCCUUCCCAGUCCUUCUCUCAGGCCUUCUCCUUCAUCAAAUCCUCUGAGUUCUACAUUCCACCUCCCCCACCAUCCAAUGCAUCCUCCUCUUCCUCUUCGCAUUUCGCACAGGCCUCCAACGACACCGUUUCAAGGCAAACUAGUCAAUCAGAUGCACCAUCUUCUUCAUCAUCAUCAACUUUUGCUGCUGCUACUUCAUCAACGCUGCCAACAUCCCUUGCCACGCAGAACCGCAAUGCAAUUCUUGUGAGCCACAGACAGAAGGGAAACCCCUUGCUCAGACAUAUAAGGAAUGUGAAGUGGGCUUUUGCAGAUAUUGUUUGUGACUUCUUACUUGGUCAAAGCUCAUGUGCUCUCUAUCUGAGUCUUCGGUAUCAUCUGCUGCACCCAGACUACUUAUAUUUCCGUAUCAGAGAACUCCAAAAGAAUUUCAAGCUUCGCGUCGUCCUAUGCCAUGUUGAUGUGGAAGAUGUAGUCAAGCCUUUACUUGAAGUGACUAAGACAGCUCUGCUUCAUGAUUGUACCCUAUUAUGUGCUUGGAGUUUGGAGGAAUGUGGUCGGUACUUGGAGACGAUAAAAGUCUAUGAGAACAAGCCUGCAGACAUUAUUCAAGGCCAAAUGGAUACGGACUAUCUAUCACGGCUAAAUCAUGCUCUUACAACAGUUCGACGUGUUAACAAGACUGAUGUAGUCACCCUUGGUACUACAUUCGGGUCCCUUUCUCAUAUCAUGGAUGCAUCCAUGGAAGAUCUAGCUCGAUGCCCUGGAAUAGGAGAGCGCAAGGUAAGACGCUUGUAUGACACUUUUCAUGAGCCAUUCAAGCGUGUGGUUUCCAGCCGCCCUGCUGUCUCAGAGACUCCUGGCCAGGACAAUGCUGAACCUUGCUCAGUGAGUGAAGAAAAGGAAGAGGACACGUCCACAGAAGAUGCAAACAAACGUAAGAAGAAAGAACCUGAAUUGACGGUUAAAUCAGCCCUGUCAGCUGCUUUUGCCAAGUAUGCUGAUAAAGCUGGUAAAAAGAACACAUAGUCAAUAGCAGAGAAGAGAGGAGAAACAUGGGUUGCUUUGGAAUAAGAAGCUCAAAAAUAAAGAGAUUGGAAGGUCGGGAUCACCCAAUUUUGUGCACCCAGUGAUUCUGCACUACAGAAAAUCUUAGAGGUAUUGUAACAUUUAUUUCUCUAUGCAGAGAAUUAUUGUAACUUGUAUGUAUAUAUAGAUUGCCUAGAAUUACAGUCGUACCGUAUAAUUAACUAUCAUCUUCCGCAAUGAAAUUGAGCUGUCUUUUUAUAA
Molecule: messenger RNA, 1475 nt
Organism: Alnus glutinosa
Lineage: Eukaryota; Viridiplantae; Streptophyta; Magnoliopsida; Fagales; Betulaceae
Product: DNA excision repair protein ERCC-1
Exons: 9
Biological process (GO): UV-damage excision repair; mitotic recombination; meiotic mismatch repair
Cellular component (GO): ERCC4-ERCC1 complex; nucleotide-excision repair factor 1 complex; nucleus
Molecular function (GO): damaged DNA binding; single-stranded DNA binding
Source: RefSeq, a predicted model, not a curated record